UAAAAAGUUGUCGGUUUGUGAACGCGUUCUCGAUUGUGUCUCAUCUGUCAUCCACGUUGAUUAGAAUCUAAUAUCUUUUAAAAUGUCCACGCGGGCGGUAUUGUUUUGUUUGUUUUUUAGUUUAAGCAUUAGUUAUAUAGUUGCCGAUACCCCUGCAAACUGCACAUUUGAAGAAGUUGCGGGUGAGUGGAUUUUCGAUGUCGGUCCAGGAAACAAUGAUCGCACUAUCGACUGCUCCAAGUUUUCCUCAGGCCAAAGUAAAAUCAAGAUUAAUCUCAUCUACCCGAAUGUUGCUGUUGAUGAAUUUAACAAUAAAGGGUUCUGGACUAUGAUCUAUAAUCAGGGUUUUGAAGUAGUUGUUGCAGGCCGCAAGUAUUUUGGUUUUUCUUACUAUGUGGGCAAUGUGAGCUACUGUGACACUGUUAAAGGUGGCUGGUCACAUGAUGUCCUUGGUCGUGACUGGGCAUGUUACAAUGGAAAAAGAUCAGCAGCCGUGAAAAAAGUUUUAAACAUUCCUAAAUCGGAUUACUCUCUUAGAUUUGGUCAAGGGCUAAAUUCUAACGCUAUGGUGUGGUCUAUCAACCACGCACAGAGCUUAUGGCAGGCUACCACCUACAAACAGUUUGAGAAGUUUACCAAAGAAGAUUUCAUCAAUUUGGCUGGAGGCAAGGGCUCCAGGCUUCUACACCGCCCCAAGCCAGCCAAACUGACAGAUGAACACCUGAAGAUUAUGGCCAGUCUACCUGCAAGCUUUGACUGGAGGAACGUCAAUGGGGUCAACUAUGUUUCACCUGUGAGAAACCAAGGCUCCUGUGGUAGCUGCUAUGCCUUUGGUUCCCUGGGUAUGGACGAGGCUAGAGUUAGAAUUCAGACCAACAACACCCAGCAGCCUGUGUUCUCUACGCAAGACAUCGUGGAAUGUAGUCCAUACUCACAAGGUUGCAAUGGCGGCUUCCCCUACCUGAUCAGUGGGAAAUAUGCCGAGGAUUACGGCCUGGUCCUGGAGAACUGUAACCCCUACAAGGGCGUGGAUGGGAAGUGCCAGACCAAUCAGAAGUGUCCUCGCCACUAUUUCACCAGCUACAAAUAUGUUGGAGGAUACUACGGAGCCUGCAAUGAAGCAGUGAUGAUGCAGGCAGUGUACGAGCGAGGCCCCAUUGGCGUGGCCUUUGAAGUGUACGACGAUUUCUUCAACUACAAGUCUGGGAUCUACCACCACAACUACGCACUGCGAGGGGACAAGUACAACCCGUUUGAACUGACCAACCACGCUGUUCUUCUGGUGGGGUGGGGUGUGGACAAAUCCAGCGGAGAGAAGUAUUGGAUUGUCAAGAACAGUUGGGGCACUGGAUGGGGUAUUGAUGGAUAUUUCUGGAUUCGUCGUGGAACUGAUGAGUGUGCUAUUGAGAGUAUAGCUGUUGAGUCCACACCUGUCUACACAAACAAUCAGUGAUGGUUAUAGUUGGUGUUUGUAUGUGGUGUUUGUAUGUGGUGUUUGUAUGUGGUGUUUGUGUGUGUUGUUUGUAGUUUUUUGUUACAAGAAAGAUGCUGAGAGCAAGUAUGAGUAUGUGCAAUACUGAAUCUGAAACAUGUUUACGUUUUUUUUUAAUUUAGAGAAUAAAAAUAUUUUUAGUA
This is a messenger RNA of Physella acuta, 1635 nucleotides long. RefSeq names its product dipeptidyl peptidase 1. The record is from RefSeq and is a predicted model, not a curated record. Gene Ontology annotation, biological process: proteolysis. Lineage: Eukaryota; Metazoa; Mollusca; Gastropoda; Physidae. Gene Ontology annotation, molecular function: cysteine-type peptidase activity.